AUGUUCUAUUCCUCAGUCUUGGAUAGUCGUCAAGAACCUUUAUGGAAGCGACGAUACUUCCACCUUUGUUUUGUUUGUCUCUUGAAAUGUCCGAUCAAUUUUCUUUUUCUUUCACAUUUUAAAUUCUUUUUCUUUCGUAUUUUUCUUCCAUCAUUGAUUCUUUCCUCUCUUUUUUUCCUUACUUGCUUCUUCUUUGACUUGGUUAAUAAACUUAUUCCUCCCCGUCUUUCUUUUUAUCGUCUCCUUUUCUUCACCCUCCCAUUCAUUCCUUCUUCCUUUUCUUAUUACUGUGCUUCCUUCUUUCUUUCUUUUUUGUUUUCCUUCCUAUUUUCCCCUUUUCCCUUCCUUCCUUCGUUUGAUGUGCCAAUCCCCCGCACGAACAUGACACAUUAUCUCUUAUCUCUCCGUCUCUAUCUUUUCUCUCUCGGUCUCUCUCUCUCUCUCUCUCUAUGUUCUCUUUUAUCUCUUAUCUCUCUCUUCUCUCUCUUCUCUCUCUUCUCUCUCUCUCCGUCUCUAUCUCUCUCUCUCUCUGUCUCUCGCUUAUCAUUUUAUCAUUUCUCUCUCCGCUUAUCUCUUUAUCACAUUUCUCUCUGUCUCUCUCUCUCUUAUCUCACACAGUCUCUCCCUCUCUCAUCUCUCUCUGCCUCUCUGUUAUCCUUGUCUGUCGGUCUCUCUCUCUCCCCCUCUCUCUCUCUUAUCUUUUAUCUCGUACCUCUCUUUGUCUUUCUCUCUCCUCUCUUUCCGUAUCUAUCUUCUCUCCCCCUCUCUCUCUCUCUUAUCUCUUAUCUCUUACCUCUCUUUGUCUUUCUCUCUCCUCUCUCUCCGUCUCUAUCUUCUCUCCCCGCUCUCUCUCUGUUUCUCCCUUAUCUCUUCAUCACUUUUCUCUAUGUCUCUUUUCUCUCUCUCUGUCUCUCUCUUAUCUCUUAUGUCUCAUUGCCUUUCUCUCUCCUUUCUCUGUCUCUCAUAUCUCUUUCUGUCUCUCCCUUAUCUCACUUCUCUCUAUGUCUCUCUCUCUUACCUCUGUCUCUCUUAUCUCUUUAUCUCUUGUCUCUCUCCGCCUCUCUCUUCUCUCUCUCCGUUUCUCUCUCUCUCUUUGUGUAUGUGUUUCCCCUUAUCUCUUUAUCACUUCUCUCUCUAUGUCUUAUUUCUGAUCUCUCUCUGGCAGUCUCUUUUUUCUCUUAUCUCUCUCCGUCUCUCUCUCUCUCCGUCUCUAUCUCUCUCUCUGUCUCUGUCUCUCGCUUAUCAUUUUAUCAUUUCUCUCUCCCCUUAUCUCUUUAUCAAUUUUAUCUCUGUCUCUCUCUCUCUUAUCUCUCACAGUCUCUCCCUCUCUCAUCUCUUAUCUCUCUCUGCCUCUCUGUUAUGCUUGUCUGUCGGUCUCUCUCUCUCUCUCUUAUCUCUUAUCUCUUACCUAUCUUUGUCUUUCUCUCUCCUCUCUCUCAGUCUCUAUCUUCUCUCCCCCUCUCUCUCUCUUAUCUCUUAUCUCUUACCUCUCUUUGUCUUUCUCUCUCCUCUUUUUCCGUCUCUAUCUUCUCUCCCUCCCCUCUCUCUCUUACCUCUUAUCCUUACCUCUCUUUGUCUUUCUCUUCUCUCUCUCCGUCUCUAUCUUCUCUCCCCCUCUCCCUCUCUCUUAUCUCUUAUCUCUUACCUCCCUUUGUCUUUCUCUCUCUCUCUUUCCGUCUCUAUCUUCUCUCCCCCUCUCUCUCUCUUAUCUCUUAUCUCUUACCUCCUUUUGUCUUUCUCUCUCCUCUCUUUCCGCCUAUAUCUUCUCUCCCCCUCUCUCUCUCUCUUAUCUUUUAUCUCGUACCUCUCUUUGUCUUUCUCUCUCUCUCUCUCCGUCUCUACCUUCUUUCCCCCUCUCUCUCUUAUCUCUUAUCUCUCUCUAUCUCUUUGUCUUUCUCUCUCCUCUCUUUCCGUCUCUAUGUUCUCUCCCCCUCUCUCCCUCUUAUCUCUUACCUCUCUUUGUCUUUCUCUCCUCUCUCUCCUCCGUCUCUAGCUUCUUUCCCCCCUCUCUCUCUUAUCUCUUAUCUCUUACCUCUCUUUGUCUUUCUCUCUCCUCUCUUUCCGUCUCUAUGUUCUCUCCCCCUCUCCCUCUUAUCUCUUACCUCUCUUUGUCUUUCUCUCUCUCUUUUCCGUCUCUAUCUUCUCUCCCCCCUCUCUCUCUUAUCUCUUACCUCUCUUUGUCUUUCUCUCUCCUCUCUUUCCGUAUCUAUCUUCUCCCCCCCUCUCUCUCUUAUCUCUUAUCUCUUACCUCUCUUUGUCUUUCUCUCUCCUCUCUUUCCGUAUCUAUCUUCUCUCCCCCCUCUCUCUCUCUUAUCUCUUAUCUCUUACCUCUCUUUGUCUUUCUCUCUCCUCUCUCUCCGUCUCUAUCUUCUCUCCCCCCUCUCUCUCUGUUUCUCCCUUAUCUCUUCAUCACUUUUCUCUAUGUCUGUUUUCUCUCUCUGUCUCUCUCUCUUAUCUCUUAUGUCUCAUUGCCUUUCUCUCCCCUUUCUCUGUCUCUCAUAUCUCUUUCUGUCUAUCCCUUAUCUCACUUCUCUCUAUGUCUCUCUCUCUCCUACCUCUGUCUCUCUUAUCUCUUUAUCUCUUGUCUCUCUCCGUCUUACUCUUCUCUCUCUCUGUCUGUCUCUCUCUCUUUGUGUAUGUGUCUCUCCUUAUCUCUUUAUCACUUCUCUCUGUAUGUCUUAUAUCUUAUCUCUCUCUCUGGCAGUCUCUUUUAUCUCUUAUCUCUCCGUCUCUAUCUUCUCUGUCUCUAUCUCUCUUCUCCCUCCGUCUCUCUCUGUCCCUCUCUCUCUCUAUUUGUGUAUAUGUCUCUCCUUAUCUCUUUAUCACUACUCACUCUAUGUCUUAUAUCUUAUCUCUCUCUCUCUGUCUCUAUCUCUCUUCUCCCUCCGUCUCUCUCUCCAUCUCUCUCUCUCUCUAUCUCCGUCUUUCUCUCUCUCUCUGUAUGUGUCUCCCCUUAGCUCUUCAUCAUUUCUCUCUCUAUGUCUUAUAUCUAACUCUCUCUCUCUCUGGCAAUCUCUUUUAUUUCUUCUCUCUCUCUGUCUCUAUCUUCUCUCUGUCUCUGUCUUUCUUCUCUCUCCGUCUCUCUCUCUCCCCGUCUCUCUCUCCGUCUCUCUCUCUCUUUGUGUAUGUGUCUCCCCUUAUCUCUUUAUUACUUCUCUCUCUAUGUCUUAUAUAUUAUCUCUCUCUCUCUGGCAGUCUCUUUUAUCUCUCCGUCUCUCUCUCUCCGUCUCUUUCUCCCUCUCUCCCUCCCUCUCUCUUUGUUCUCUAUCUUCUCUGUCUCUAUCUCUCUUCUCCCUCCGUCUCUCUCUGUCCCUCUCUCUCUCUAUUUGUGUAUAUGUCUCUCCUUAUCUCUUUAUCACUAGUCACUCUAUGUCAUAUCUUAUCACUCUCUCUCUCUGUCUCUAUCUCUCUUCUCCCUCCGUCUCUCUCUCCAUCUCUCUCUCUCUCUCUCCGUCUUUCUCUCUCUCUCUGUAUGUGUCUCCCCUUAGCUCUUCAUCACUUCUCUCUCUAUGUCUUAUAUCUAACUCUCUCUCUCUCUGGCAGUCUCUUUUAUCUCUUCUCUCUCUCUGUCUCUAUCUUCUCUCUCUCUCUGUCUCUGUCUUUCUUCUCUCUCCGUCUCUCUCUCUCCCCGUCUCUCUCUCCGUCUCUCUCUCUCUCUUUGUGUAUGUGUCUCCCCUUAUCUCUUUAUCACUUCUCUCUCUAUGUCUUAUAUCUUAUCUCUCUCUCUCUGGCAGUCUCUUUUAUCCCUUAUCUCUCUCCGUCUCUCUCUCUCUUCGUCUCUCUCUCCCUCUCUCUCUCUCUCUCUCUCCCUCUCUCUUUGUGUAUGUGUCUCCCCUUAUCUCUUUAUCACUUCUUUCUGUAUGUCUUAUAUCUUAUCUCUCUCUCUCUCUCUCACUGGCAGUCUCUUUUAUCUCUUAUCUCUCUCCGUCUCUAUCUUCUCUCUCUCUGUCUCUAUCUCUCUUCUCUCUCCGUCUCUCUCUCUGUCUCUCUCUCUCUGCCACUUUUCGAACGCAUAAACAGCUGAUCUCAAACACCAUGCAUGACCUGUUCCAUAACAAACGGCCUGAGUCGGUCCAAUCUAAUCGCAGAAGGAGAGACAAAUGUGUUUGUGGCGUGUCCACAGAAGCACGCUAG
Molecule: messenger RNA, 4134 nt
Organism: Acanthosepion pharaonis
Lineage: Eukaryota; Metazoa; Mollusca; Cephalopoda; Sepiida; Sepiidae
Source: the annotation of a GenBank genome assembly